AUGGCUCCUAUUCUAGCGGAACCCAAACCAACAUCUUUGCUCCGAACCGUCAUCAUCAUUUUCCAACCUUCUUUCGUAAAUUUUCUGAGCAGCUUUACGAAUGGCAUCAUCACCGUAGGGCUCCCGGCGAUUGCGCGCUCUGUCUCGCUACCGCGUGCGUUGUACCUAUGGCCAUCUUCAGUCUACGGCUUGACGGCUGGAGCCAUGCUGCUUAUCGCAGGUUCCAUUGCUGACAUUGUGGGAGCUCGACUAGUCGAACUUCUUGGAAUUUUUCUCCUAGGCUGCUUCACUCUAGCAUGCGGUCUUGCAACGACGGGUAUUCAAUUGGUGGUUUUCCGUGCGCUGCAAGGAAUCGCAACGGCAAUGCAUCUGCCCGCAAGUGUCGCUCUUGUUGCCAACGCCGUUCCGCAAGGGAGGGCAAGGAACAUCGGCUUCGCAUGCUUGGGCCUGAGCCAGCCGCUAGGCUUCUCAGUUGGGCUCGUGGUUAGUGGUGUGCUUGUUGAAACGGCUGGUUGGAGGUCUGGAUUUUAUCUUUCUGGUGGUGCAAUGUUGGUCGCCUCCAUUAUUGCAAUUUGGUCAUUGCCGAAGGUGAAGAGCGAUGAGCAUCCGGAGAAGGGUAUUCAGCUCUUACGGAAGGUUUGGACAGACAUUGAUUGGGUGGGUGGUGUUAUUGCAAGUGGAGGGUUGGCAAUCCUGGCUUAUGUCCUUGCCAUUCUAAGUGCAGAUUUAUCAACCAUCAGCACCCCUACCACAGCAUCUUUACUCGCACUUAGCAUUGCCCUCCUGAUCGCCUUCCCCUUCUGGAUGAGCUACCGUACACGCAAUGGAAAGCCCGCCUUGGUCCCCAAUGUUCUCUGGAAGAACAUCCCAUUCGCCAGCACAUGCAUUAUGGUCGUCAUCUCCUAUGGAGUCAUGAACUCCAUGGAGCUUUUCUCCAGUCUGUACUUCCAAGAAGUUCAAGAACGUUCUGCCCUUUCAGCCUCGCUCAACUUACUCCCCAACUUGAUGGUAGGUGUUGUUCUGAAUCUAUCCAUGGGUCUCUUCGUCGAUAGAUUACCCGCCCGCUGGCUCGUGGUCGUUUCGUCUUUCAUCUGUGCUCUUGCACCCCUUUUCAUGGCUGUUGUGGAUCCAAAUUGGUCGUACUGGUACAUGGAGUUUUGGGCUCAGAUCUUUGCGCCAUUCUCUGGGGAUAUUAUGUUCACCGUUGGCCUUAUCAUUGUUAGCGAGAACUUCCCUGAGAAAACGCAGGCGCUUGCUGGAGCCAUCUUCAAUACAGUUUCUCAGUUUGGUAUGAGUCUAGGGAUUGGCCUUUGUCAGGUCGUGGCGCUUGGAGUGAUGGGAAGCGCAAAAGGCGGGGGUGGACACGGUGGUGAGGGAGACGCAUUCGAGAAUGUUAGUAAGGGAGAUACGUUGCGCGGAUAUCGAGCCAGUUUCUGGACUAUGUUUGCUGCGAUGAUGGCUUGUGGUGCUAUCGCUGUCUUUGGGUUGAGGAAAGCCGGAAACGUAGGAUUGAAGAGGGAGUAA
This is a messenger RNA of Aaosphaeria arxii CBS 175.79, 1524 nucleotides long. Its product is annotated as MFS general substrate transporter. Gene Ontology annotation, biological process: transmembrane transport. Gene Ontology annotation, cellular component: membrane. Bases 1 to 1524 code for a protein of 507 amino acids. Gene Ontology annotation, molecular function: transmembrane transporter activity. NCBI's taxonomy places the organism in Eukaryota, Fungi, Ascomycota, Dothideomycetes, Pleosporales. The record is from RefSeq and is a predicted model, not a curated record. The transcript is spliced from 2 exons.